AUGGAGCGCGCGUUUCCACCGCUCACCAGCACCAUCUUAGCUUCAACGCAGAGUCCAUGGCAUCAAAGCGAUCACACAUCGUUGCCAUCGGCUACUCAAACCUAUUAUUCGACCUUGGUUUUCCUGAAAACGCUACUUGCUUUCGUUGUGUUAAUAGUGAUAAUUGUGACGAUAGUCGGUAACGCGCUAGUAUGCCUUGCUGUUGUACUGGUACGAAAAUUGAAGCAACCAGCUAAUUUUCUGAUACUAUCCUUAGCGAUAGCUGAUUUCUUUGUGGGAUUGCUCGUCAUGCCACUGGCUCUCGUUGACCUCCUUUUUGCCGAAUGGCCCUUGGGCAGGUCAAUGUGUAAACUAUGGACGACAGCCGAUCUGACGCUAUGCACAGCUUCGAUAGUCAGCCUCUGCGCUAUAUCAGUGGACCGCUAUCUAGUUAUCACCCAGCCGCUAAGAUAUUCAGCUAUGAGAACCACUGCUCGAAUGCUUAUCUACAUUGUCAUCGUUUGGGUUAUAGCGGCUAUUGUCAGCCUGUCGUCACACAUCAUUGCAAAUCUUCUCGACACUGAGCACUCCGACGAUCGAAUAUGUCAGGUGAUCCAGCACUUCGCUUAUCAGAUCUAUGCGACUAUUAUUUCAUUCUACGGUCCAACAAUGAUCAUGCUGAUUCUAUACGUGCAGAUUUGGCGUGCUGCCAAACGAAUUGCACGCGAAGAUCAUGACCAAACCAAGCACAUUCGCAUUGACGUUGAUAAAAAUGGCAACAGUCACGUCGAUCUGAUUCCAAAAACACAGGAAACUAUGAAGAUUGUGAAGAGCGAUCAUCGUGGUUAUUUGCAUCGUCCAAGUACACUUUUUCAUGUCGUAAAAAUGCCACUGAUUCGGCAACAUGAUCGAAGCGAGUGUAAAGCACGGAAGACGUUAGGCGUGAUUAUGAGCGUGUUCAUAAUAUGCUGGCUGCCAUUCUUCUCAUUAGCGUUGCUUAAGUCUUGCAUGGAAAUACAAGUUCCUUAUUGGCUUGAUGUCGUGACGCUAUGGUUAGGAUAUUCGAAUAGCACUUUAAAUCCAGCUAUUUAUUGCAAGUAUAAUAAAGACUUCCGUGUGCCUUUUCGAGAAAUGUUGGCUUGUCGUUGUGCAACGUUGCAGGAUGUGAUGAGACAGCAAAGUUUUACGAGUCGCUAUGGACCACCUGUGUGA
Angiostrongylus costaricensis is the source of this 1191-nucleotide messenger RNA. The record is from the annotation of a GenBank genome assembly. Lineage: Eukaryota; Metazoa; Nematoda; Chromadorea; Rhabditida; Metastrongylidae.